AUGCAACAAAAAAGUAGAGAAAAAGUCUUAUUUGAAAAGUACUUGCGUCGAACAAAUAAAUUAUUGAAUAUUACGGGCAUACAUCUAAAUGAGAAGGAUAGUAAUAGAUCACUAACACAACGCCUUCGUCAUCGUUGGUUUUACUGCAUUAACACUAUAUGGCUAUAUACAGCUAUUAUUGGACAAAUCAAAUGGUUUAUGGAAGCUAUUACGACUAACAAAGGCAUUACAGAAAUCACAUACUUCAUGCCCUGUAUUACUCUUUGUUUCAUAGGAUAUUUUAAAGCCUAUGAUUUUGUGAAGUAUGCUCAUUGUGUUAACGAAGUGGUAGACAAUUUGAGAAAAUUGCAGAAUAUGUCUUUAGAAAAGCAAAAGUAUCGCGAUGAAGUUGAAAAAGAAAUGUUAAACAAUAUAUUGAGGAUCUAUAACAUAUUCACUAACCUCCAUGUAUAUACUUACUUUCUUGGUCUGCUGUCAUUUAGUAUUGGUCCCCUACUCACCAUGGCUGUUUAUUACUAUUCAACUGGAAAAAUUAUUUAUAUGUUGCCUUUUUUCAUUUGGUAUCCACUUGAUAAAACAAAAUUAAUAAAUUGGGUCAUUAUUUAUAUUCAUCAAAUUUGGACAGCUGUUAUUGCUGUCUUCACGGUUUUGGGCUCUGACAAUUUCUUUGCUACUUGCUCUACAUUCGUAAAUAUACAAUUUUACUGCCUUCAUUAUGAUAUAGAAAAAAUUGAUACUGGUACGAGAAAUAAAAAAGGAAGAUAUGUGAAUUAUGUUUUUCGGGGACAAUUUAAGCAAAUAAUUAAAAGACAUAAAAUAUUAAUUGAUUGCGUGAAUUUUAUGGAAACAAUUUACACAAAAUCGAUCUUAUUCAACGUUGCUACGAGUUCAGUUAUCAUCUGCGUUACUGGCUUCAAUAUUAUGAUAAUAGAUCACAUAACUAUGAUGAUACCUUUUAUUUUCUUUCUCGUAGCGGCAACCUUACAAAUAGUCGUUUUAUGUUACUACGGGGACAAAAUAAUGCAAUACAGCAUGGAAAUAAGUGAUGCAGUAUACAAUAGUAAGUGGUAUUUAGCAGAUGCCAAAAUCAUGAAAGAUUUACUGUUUCUUUCUAUUAGAUCUCGGAGAGCCUGUAAAAUAACGGCAUAUCAGUUUACUGACCUUAAUUUGAAUACAUUUGGCAAAAUAAUGGGAAGGUCUUGGUCAUAUUUCGCUUUACUGCAAACUAUAUAUGGAAGAAAAAACUAA
This is a messenger RNA of Galleria mellonella (greater wax moth), 1248 nucleotides long. RefSeq names its product putative odorant receptor 92a. Gene Ontology annotation, cellular component: plasma membrane. The transcript is spliced from 7 exons. Lineage: Eukaryota; Metazoa; Arthropoda; Insecta; Lepidoptera; Pyralidae. Gene Ontology annotation, molecular function: odorant binding; olfactory receptor activity. The coding region runs from base 1 to 1248 and encodes 415 amino acids. Gene Ontology annotation, biological process: sensory perception of smell; detection of chemical stimulus involved in sensory perception of smell. The record is from RefSeq and is a predicted model, not a curated record.